Messenger RNA from Dromaius novaehollandiae (emu), 2345 nucleotides. It is a transcript of the gene ERI1, whose product is annotated as exoribonuclease 1. Bases 77 to 1099 code for a protein of 340 amino acids. The transcript has 7 exons. Gene Ontology annotation, cellular component: nucleolus; cytoplasm. NCBI's taxonomy places the organism in Eukaryota, Metazoa, Chordata, Aves, Casuariiformes, Dromaiidae. The record is from RefSeq and is a predicted model, not a curated record. Gene Ontology annotation, molecular function: 3'-5'-RNA exonuclease activity; nucleic acid binding. Gene Ontology annotation, biological process: exonucleolytic trimming to generate mature 3'-end of 5.8S rRNA from tricistronic rRNA transcript (SSU-rRNA, 5.8S rRNA, LSU-rRNA).
CCGCCGCUGAAGGGGCGGGGCGCGCGGGCGCGCGCUCCCCGCCUCCCGCCGGGGCGCCGUUCCCGCCGCCGCCGCCAUGGAGGAGCAUAAGGAGAACUGCCCGCAGGCCGCCCUCAACGAGGCGCUGCUGCCGCCGCCCGCCGCCCCCGCCUGCCUCCCGGGAAAGCAGCAGUGUAGAAACAAGGAUCAGGAAACUAAUGGGAAGAACUUAACUUGCAGCUUGAGUGACUUCAGUGAUCCAGUUUACAAAGAAAUUGCCAUCACCAAUGGUUGUAUCAAUAGAAUGACCAGAGACGAGCUCAGAAGUAAGCUUGCAGAGUUCAAGCUUGAAACGAGAGGAGUGAAGGAUGUACUGAAAAAGCGACUGAAGAACUAUUAUAAGAAACAGAAGCUGAUGCAGAAGGAGCCUACUAAUGGAGACAGUUACUAUGACUACAUCUGUGUUGUUGACUUUGAAGCAACGUGUGAAGAAGGAAACCCACCUGAGUUUAUUCAUGAAAUAAUUGAGUUUCCUGUUGUCUUAUUAAACACACAUACCAUGGAAAUAGAGGAUACCUUUCAGCAAUACGUGAAGCCAGAGAUUAAUCCCAAGCUUUCAGCAUUCUGCAUCAGUCUGACAGGAAUCACUCAGGACAUUGUCGAUAAAGCUGAUACGUUUCCUCAAGUUCUGCAGAACGUCAUAGAGUGGAUGAGACAGCGAGAACUGGGAACAAAGUAUAGCUAUUGCAUGUUGACAGAUGGAUCUUGGGAUAUGAGUAAAUUUUUGAAUAUCCAGUGCCGUAUUAGCCGUAUCAAAUAUCCUUCUUUUGCGAAAAGGUGGAUCAAUAUUCGCAAAUCGUAUGGGAACUUCUAUAAGGUUCCUAGGAACCAGACCAAGCUGACAAUCAUGCUUGAAAAGCUGGGAAUGAACUAUGAUGGGAGACCUCACAGUGGACUUGAUGACUCUAAAAACAUUGCAAGGAUAGCUAUAAGGAUGCUGCAGGAUGGCUGUGAACUGCGUGUGAAUGAGAGAAUGCAUGCUGGGCAGCUCAUGACUGUCUCCUCCUCAGUCCCCUUAGAGGGAGCCCCUGUUCCACAGAUGCCCCGCUAUAGGAACUAAUAGUUCAGGGAUUCUGCGUUUUGACCUGCUGUCGAAUACCUGCUACAGACUGUUAACAGCUUAUGAACAAGCCACCUCUGUGAACCUGUCUGCAGUGCAGAAUCUGAAAGCACCUUAAGUAAAGGUCUCUGUUGAAAUAAAGAGAAGUGUGGAAGCUCUUUGAAGCUCGUGUUACAGCAUUUUUUUAUUCUCCUUUUUUUUAGUCAUUUUCAUCUUUUUUUAACAAUAAGGUUGAUAUUUGGAAUCCAGAGCAAGUGUUAAGCUUUAGAACAUGUUGUCAAAACAAAUGUAAAGAUUCUCCGGGCUAGUGUACUACUGGUCCACCCCAACCCAUGGGUAAUACUAGUUCAUUAUGCUUUACUCUGCUGACAUCUAGCAUCUGAUUAUUCAUUGCACAGAAACAAGUCAUUGCUAGAAGAACUGAAGUGGAGAUUGUUCAGGCUGACAUUUCCUGAUAAGGCUCCUGCUGAUCUGCUGAUAAUUUCUUUUUUAUGAAGUCUGGAAGAAGUGGGAGUGGUUCCUUUUUUUUUUUUUUUUUUUUUUUUGAAUGUGCUUGUUUGCUUCCACAUCAAAUAUAAGAGCUGUGUGUUGAAUAAAAAAAUAUCAUUCAUGCAGUAUGGUAGUAAUUUCUUUUACUUAUAUUUAAAAAAAGGAAGUUUUGGGGGACUUCAUGUCCGUUAUCAUGCCUCAUAUUCCUGCUACACUCAAGCUAAAUCAAAUGAAGAGCAGUGAUUUACACACCGUCAUCCAUCUGGACUUAAAAGUGAGGGAAGUAAAAAUACAUUCAAAAUAUACCAGAUGAUCAAAAUUAUGUGCUAUGUGGGUAUUACUUAAAACAAGACGCUUCCAGUUCAUGGCUAGACAUGUUCGACUAUUUUUGGUGCCUUCCCCUACCUCUGUUAUCAUGAAACUAUGCCUUUAUCUCAAAAUCUAGUAUUAGAAGAUGAAUAUAGUUCUAUUAGUGAAGGUCGCAUCUAGUUAUUACCAUAUGUCUGCAUUCCUACUAGCCAACAGAUAGCAUAAUAUUUCAUGAAGCCAAAGCGUUAAUUUAGUUUGUCUGAGUGGGUUGUGUUAUGAAACACAGUGUUAAUGUGAUCAGCUUUGCACUAGCAUGGCUUGUUCUGAAAUGCAGAACAAUGCGUUUUGCCUGCUUUUAGUGGAAAAAGAGUUAGUUUGGUAUCCCUGUGUUAAAAUUGAUUCCUUCUUUCUGCCACCUCUAUUCAGGAAAUAAACUGUUGAUACCCAA